Haliotis rufescens (red abalone) is the source of this 8250-nucleotide messenger RNA. RefSeq names its product ubiquitin carboxyl-terminal hydrolase 1-like. The record is from RefSeq and is a predicted model, not a curated record. Gene Ontology annotation, cellular component: nucleus; cytosol. The transcript is spliced from 9 exons. Bases 210 to 2948 code for a protein of 912 amino acids. Gene Ontology annotation, molecular function: cysteine-type deubiquitinase activity; cysteine-type endopeptidase activity. Gene Ontology annotation, biological process: protein deubiquitination. Lineage: Eukaryota; Metazoa; Mollusca; Gastropoda; Lepetellida; Haliotidae.
CCAUAUCAAUGAACACUAACAUUUUGUGUUAUAUAUUUUCAAUUGAUUGCUGUAUAUAAAGUUUUUUAAAAUGGACUUAAAUACAUAUACGAAACUUUGUCUAGUCAAAUAAUUACAUUUAGCGCGGCAGGUUCUUUUUGCACAAAAUGUUGACAACUUUUAUGACUUAUUGAAACCGGUGAUCCCAGUCGCCAGGUUGUGCCAUAGGUAUGGUUGUUGCUGACGAUGACAGUCAUGGGCAGGUCAGAAAGCGACCUCGUCUCUCACUCAAAGGGAAGGGGAAGAGUGCCAGUUCUGCUGCAGCUGCUGUUGAUGACUCGCAUGGAUUUCAGGGAACCACGCCACAAGAUAUAUGUGAAAGAUCGGAGGAAGCUGAGCCAGUUCAGACGCUUGACGGCAACACCACUGAGGACCCGGUGAACCAGUCCGAAAGCUUCGCCCCUGAUGAAGGGUCAACUGUACCCCCUGUAGCGUCCCUGGAGAACUUGGGCAACACCUGCUUCCUGAACAGCGUCCUCCAGAUCCUGCGUUACACCCCGGGAUUCCUGGAUGGCCUUGGGGAGCUGUACAGGGAAAUCAUUGUGGUGGAGAAGACGAUGAAACGUCAUAAGGAGGUCACUGAAGCAGAGGAGGAGAGAGAACCACCUCUCUCACUCGAGCUGGUCAAGCAACUGUUCAAGCUGUACAAAAACAUGGAGAAGAGAGAGGAGAGAUACUGUGAGAUAGCCAGUGCAGAUGUUACCAGUAUGGCUGUCAAGCCUGACAAAGUGCUAGAUAUUAUACGAGAAUUCAACCCAAUGUUCGAGGGCAACCUGCAGCACGAUGCCCAGGAGCUGCUGAGAUGUCUGCUGUGUUACCUCGAGGAUGCUGAGAAAGAACUCCAUCAGAUUCAGACGGACCUCAUAGCUUCAAUACCCAUUAGUCUAAUGCCAGCUCAACUUGCUCCAGUCAAUCCCAUCAUGCAACGCUUCCUGGCAGCUGGGAAGAAGCAUGAAAAGCCAUCAGCAACGGUCAGUAAGCCUCCUGUUAAUGGAAGUGGUGAUGGUCCCUCAAAGGAACCCAUCAAGACCCAGCUGUUCAAUGGUGAACUAGCUGAUGAAGUGGAUGGCAUGGUAAUGACCAAUGGAGAACAUGAAAUAUGUGGCUCAAAAGUGUGUGAACUGUCAGCAGAGGGAAGUGAGGCUGUAUCAUGCAACAAGAAUCGGAAACGACGACGUUCUCGCUCAAAACCUCUACCUUCACUUAAAGCAGAAGAAUCAGCCAAAAGUGUUUCUACGUUUGACAAUUAUGCCAAAGAACAUUCUGCCAAAUCAAGUACCAAGACUCCUUCAGAAAUGAAAACAUCUGAACCUGUUAAGAAAGGAAGAAAGAGACGUUCGAACGGAAAGGAAGAAUCAACGACCAAACACGAUUGCGAGAGUGAAAGCAAAGAUAAAAGUGCUGCAGAAACCGGAGGUCACAAGAAAUCUAGACGAAGGAAGAAGGUUGAUCUGACUACAUCCACGGAGGAUGGACCUAAGAAGACCCAAUCUGAUACUGCUCAUUGUGAAGGUGAUAAAUCUCAGCCCAGUAUACUGUCCAUGUUUACUAAAUCAGGGCGUAGGCUUGGUAUGCGAGGAAGACUUGUUAAGAAAGAACCUGAAGCAGACGACACGGAAACUGUCGGUGUCAAACAGGAACCUCUAACAAUGGAGUAUGAAUCUGAUGAGAUGAAGGACGAAGAUGAAGUUUCCUUUCCGAAGCUGAAUGUUUCUCCUCGGAAGUCUGAAUCAUGUGUAAAGUCACCCUCCAAACUAAGUCAGGACUUUUCCCAAAUGACUUGUAAGUCACCAUCAAAGUCUGAUGACAAGAAUGGAUGUGUAGAUGUGAAGCAGCCUAUGUUAAAGUUACAGAAGUGUGAUCAUGUAUGUAACAGUCCUUUGAAAAGUGUGAAGGCCACAAUAGCCAUGAACAUUCUCAGCCCAGCAAAACGUCAAGUCAACUUUGAGUUAGAGGAGGAGGACUCUAAUAACCUAGAUGAUAGUGAUGAUGAAUAUUUAGGACAUCUUAAGUCAGUUCCAGUGAAACCCUUGUCUGUGAAAGUGGAAAAGUGUGACCGGGUCUGUGACAGCCCCCAGAAGUCUGUCAGUGCUCACCUGGCCAUGAAGUACCUUUCUGGCCACAAGUUACCCAAAAUGGACUUUGUCGAAAAGCUGUUUCAGGGAACGAUGAUGUUGAGAACCAGAUGCCUGGAGUGUGAGUUUUUCCGCGAGAGGAAGGAGGAGUUUCAGGAUGUCAGCGUUCCCUUGAGGCGGGAGCAGAAGUCAGACGAUGAGGAGGAGCAGGAUGAAGACUCAGAUGACGAUGACUCCUGCCUGUCUAAGCUGAUGUCUGCGUUUACUGAGGUUGAACGUCUCCGUGACGACAACAAGUACUACUGUGACAUGUGCAGAUGCUACGUUGAAGCGGAGAGGUCUCUCCACUAUGACCAGCUUCCCGAGAUCCUGACCCUGCAUCUCAAACGAUUCUCAGCAUCAUCAGGAAUGUUUGGGUGUGUCUCCAAGAUCAAUGACCAUGUAACGAUACCCUUGUCCCUGCCAUGCCUUAGGUACAAGUGCCCCAAGCCUUGCUGCCGACCAGAUCAUAGGUACAACCUCUAUGGUAUAGUGACACAUGCUGGGGUGACAAUAUCAUCUGGCCACUACCUGUCCUACGUCCGUGUCGACUCGGGCCCCGGUUCCUCUCAUCUACCUCUUGCCAACUUCAUCAAGACGGAAUGGUCUCCGGUAAAGGGAGAUAAGCAAGACAACACAGACGAUGAUAGUGAGCCCUCAACUGUGCAAUGGUUUGAGUGUGAUGAUGAAUCUAUACGCAUUCACUCAGACAAGAAUUUCCGGGAAUGCCUGACAUCCGAGAACAGUUCACUACUUGGGACACCAUAUGUCUUGUUCUACCAGCGUGUCAACUAAAUUGGUGUAAUUAUUAUAAGAGUUAUAUAUAUGAAUUCAUGAUCUUCUAAUAAACACACGAGGAAACCAUCAUCUCCAAUUAAGUAUUGUCCAUAUUUAUUAGCAAGCUCUGAAAAAUGUCAUUUGACAAACUCUUGCAAUUAUAUUUUUGUAAUGUGGUUUAUUUCCAACAUGGGGCGCACAGGUGGUCCAGUCUUCUAAGGCGUUGCGUUGUGCUGAGUUGCGUCUCUUGACCACCCCAUGAACCUAUGAUUGUGGGUUUGAAUCCCAUUAUAUUUCUAGGUUUGUCAGUACCGUACCGUGCUCAUGGGUUUCACUGAAGUGGUAAACGUCAGAGGCCUGCAACACUUCGGUCUUCCUGCUACAUCAAGCUGACAUCGCUGUUAUGUGACUGGAAUACUGUUCAAAGCAGCGUUAAAGCAAACUCACUCACUAUUCUAAAUAUUAAAAUUAUACCAAUCUGUGUGUUUACAAGAAGUUUUCUGUUUUACUAUGAUUUGAAUAAUUUAUUGUCAGAAUGUACAUAAUUCAACUGCAGGUUAGAUGAUGUGUUGUACUGUUUUAUUGUAUCUAAUGGAGGUGAUAGAUACACAUCACCCAGAGAAGUCGGAGCAUGGUAUUUUACCAGGGCCAUUUUCACAAAGUGACCUUGAAUCUCUUAUUCUUAAACAAAGACUUGCACUGGUCAGUACCAUGAUCACUUUGUGCAAGUGGGCCCAGGGUGCCGUUGUACAAAACAACCUUAGCACUAUGACUGUUGUAAGUCUAUGUUAAGGUGUGGGAGUUACGAUCACCUUACCGCUAAGAUUGCUUUGUACAACGGCAAUGUCAUUAAAAUCAGAUCUAAGUUCUUGCUGCCGCUAAACAAAGAUCUGAGGACAUCCCAUUACGGGUCAUGUCAGAUCAACAAUCUCAUGACUUUAAUGAGUGACUAUUGCUUAAUGCUGCUUCAUCAAUCCACAGUUAGCUUUCAGUGAGUCUGACUUGAGAAAACUUGCCUUAUCACGUACAGGUAUUAUUGGAUAAUACCAAUCCUAUGUCUAACAGGAUAUGUCUUGAAACAGGAUGAUACGUGAUGAAAUCUUGCCCCUUAUUAUCUCGCUGACUUAUUUUGAUAACAGUGAUGUCAUAAACAGAAUAUAGGUAACCAUUUUCAAAUUCAUUCAAGCUGGACUGACUUACUUGAUUGACAGAAAGUGGUAAAUCGAUGAUGAUAAAACAACAGUGAUUCUGCUCCAGCAUUGAUUCUCGGAUGCCAGGUAUAGUACUGUCAGAAAUGCUAGAAAGAGUGCUUAAUGCCCGUUAAAACAAGACAAAAUCUUUCGCAGGCUUUUGCUAUUGAAAUAUCGAGAAGCUACCGAUCUUCAGUAACAAGUGCAGUAUGUGUCUCAGCCCAGGAACCAGACAUGUACCUGGACAUGCUUUCCUGAACCUUGCCAUCUCAUUGCUUCCACAUUGCUUGGUCAGUCAGGCAGGUUAUAUUUUGCCACAAGACGUAUUAAUAUUUUUUUAAUGUUGUUCUUGAAGUCAGUGUGAUCCACAGCCUAAACGUGUAUCAGACUUGUAGUAGACGAUCCUUCAGAUCUAAGAAUUAAAUAAAAAAUACAGGCACCAAAGCAAAACAAAAGGUAACUUUUUGUUUCUUAUAACAUUAUUUUAUUGAAGAAAGUGUUGAUAAAGUUGUCAGUAUUCCUUCAGUAAGCCAGUCUUUUAUGAUGAACAUCUUCCAUUAAACCCAAGUGUGUCAGUGUACAUAUGACAUUGUAUGUUAUUUAAGACGUUUUCAUUUAUUAUUGAAAUGGUGUGUCUACAUAUAUAGAGUGAUGUCAGAUGUGAAGGUAUAUUGAGUGAAGGUACUGUGUACCCCGUGGGCAUCCAUACCUGUGUCCUACCUAAGGAAUGAAAAACUUGCUUGGAACAAUUGGUGAUCCUAUCAAGUCUUAAUUGAAGUUAUUUCAAAACACAUUUUUCUCCUGAAGUUCCUUCAUUUGUAUAUCAAAAUAGCAGUUAAUGGUUAUUCCCACACAAACAAUGUUGCAUUUAAACACAAGACACUAAGUACUGUGCAUCAUCUUGACAUAGAUAGGAAGUGGUCAUAAAAGUCUAUGUUAAAGUAUGGGCGUUACAAUUGUCUGAGUCCUACAAUAACUUUAUGGAACAGGCCCAGAUUAUGGAGCAUAGACUCUCUCUAGGACUAAGUACCAUGAGGGGCGGUCGGGUAGCCUAGUGGUUAAAGCGUUCGCUCGUCACGCCGAAGACCCGGGUUCGAUUCCCGACAUGGGUACAAUGUGUGAAGCCCAUUUGUGGUGUCCCCCGCCAUGAUAUUGCUGGAAAAUUGCUAAAAGCGGCGUAAAACCAAACUCACUCACUCACUAAGUACCAUGAGUAUUUGAAGGGAGACUAGGCUCUCUCGGUCAUCAGGGUAAUUAUUUGUUGCUGGUUUGCUCCAGCCUGUUGUCUCCCACCAACUCUUCUCUUCAUUCGGAUGGAUUUCAGUACCUUGGUUUCUAUCAGGGAUGCUUCAGUGUAGAUUCUUGAGAGAAGUCUCAUUUUCUCUAGAGUCGUAAUAUUCUCAAAAAUAUCCUUUUAAUCCACAUCUGUGCUAUUUUCGUUUCAUGGAUCUUAAACCUAGGUAAUUCGUAGUGAUUGGCAGCCACAUGAAAUGGGACUGCUUUAAGGUAUUGAAAUUUGUGUUUCUGAGGCAUGCUUUCCUGUACAGACAGAUUUUGCCAAGGCUUGCGAUUACGGAAUUCAUGCCAAUUUUAUCAUAAUCAUGCAUUUCCAAACGAGUAAUGCUUAAAAGAUCUCGCAGAAAAAUAAUCAAACCUGUAAUUGAAAUUUCUGUGUGUGAAAGGGGGAACCUCCCCCUCAUCAAUAAAUUUCUGGCAAUAUCUCUGCAGACAUGAAACUUUACCACAUGAAUUUACAAUUGCAUUUAUAAGGUCAAGUUCAUCUUUGAUGUGAAACAUGUUAUAUCUUACUUUCUCUUGACUAUGGUGCAAAGAUCUUUUCAUUACUGGAAAUCCUUCAAUGGAUCUAGGGAAUUCUUUUGGCACAUGUGAUGUAAAGGUCAAGGUCACAAGACUCAUCCUAUGCCUUCUUCAGGAUGGGGCCCUAGGGUACGAUCCACAAAGCUAUCGUAGCACUAGAGUAGCACUAGAGUUAUCCUUACUCCCAUACUUCAGCAGAGACUUACGACUUGGAUUGCUCUACGAUCGCUUUGUGGAACAGGGCCUGCUUUGAAAAAGGUUUGGUCAAAAUAAGAGGAUAGGGUCAGCAUUCAGGAUUUUUGUAAAACAUGGUUAUGACAUUAUCACUGCCAGUCAGUGUAACUUUGGUUAUUGUUAACUUCCAAGAUCUGGAGUAAUGUUUCUCAGACUGGAAGUACACAGUAUGUUAAGACUUUGGGGGAAAAGUCAGUGAAGAGGCUGCCUUAAUUUUUGCAAGUACUUGCAAACACCUACAGUUAAAAUUUGAAUUGCCCAAGAUACAGGUGUACAUGUUUAUUUGCAUGUAGUGUGAAGCUAUGAGUGAGGACAGCACAGAGAGUGGCUGACAUAUUCACUGGUGGUAGUUCUCAUGUUAUGGUGUCAAAACAUGACUGAUGUGAUGUCUGUUUCUCAGGUGGUUAAUAGUGCCACUAUGUUUCCCUUACCUCUUGUAGUUGAUUGUUGUACAUUUAUUGUUGUGUAUACUGAUAUAUAGAUUCACCUCAGACGCUGUAUAGGACUUAAAAACCUGUUGGAGAAUAUCUUGUUUUCAAAAGGCAAGUGUCCGAAUUGCCACUGUACAUCUUUGAACACUUUAAGUGUGAAUCACAACAAUUACAAAGCAAUAUUCUGCCAGUAAUUAUUGUGCACAAUAUGAAUAUGAAGUAAAUUAUGAAUGGUCCUAGUUUCUCUCUUGUUUGUUUUAAAGUUUUAUUAUUAAUUUCUUUUCAAUCUCGUUUUCAAAUCUGCAUGUUUGUUUCAGAAUAUUUAUGUCCAUAUUCUGAAAAGUCUUCGACGUAUUGAUUUGAAUAUUGUGAUUUCAGUUGAAGUAUUACUCUACCUCUGAACUGUAGUCAUAUUUUCUGUUGUCAAACAGAGUUUGUAUGCGAGUGGUCUUCAUGUAGUUAAGAUAUUAAUAAGAAACUUGAUAAGGGAUAUACCUUACCACAAGGAUGGAAUAAGGGAUCUAGCUUGAUUACCGGUAGAUGUUCCCGACAACUACUCUUGUUCCCAAACUGUUCCUGACUGAAGCACCCAGUGUUCAGAUGAUCGGGACAUAUCUCCAUUGUCAUUGCUGUAAGACCAGUAAAGUCUGGCUUACCAGACCGGAAAGUUGGUAUUUUCUCACGCUUGUGUUAGGGUGCAUGUAUUUUUAGGCUGGGAAGCAGGUUAACACCAUAUUCUACUCAAAAGAAGUUAAGGACCGCCUGAUUCUUUCAUAUCACUAUAGUUAAUCUGUCACAGUAUGAUAGAUUAACCAUAGUAAUGUGAAAGAAUAUGUGCUCCUUUACCUCUUUUGCGUGGUAUUUUUCUUGUAGUGAACUCGGUCAGAUAAUGAUAGGAUGAGGAUGCUGUGGGGACCGUGAAAGCUCCUCCUCUCCCCCGACGAUGUCAAGUUACUGCCAUUCAAGCUGACAGGAAUUUCCUUUGCAUGCACCCUAUCUCCUAUUUUACGAUCACUAUCUCCUGCCAUUAGUUAUAACACAGACUUGUCAGUAAAUCAUUUUUUUAAUCUGGAUACUGUGUGUACUUGUUGAAAAAGACUUCCAAUGAGAAUAAUCAGUUGGUUUGGUUUUGUAGCUUGUUUGCACAGUUUCAGAAUAUUAGCAAUAAAUAAGGCUAUUCAGUGUGUGACCUUAUAAAUAUGCAACAGUUGCCAGUAUUCAGUAUUAUCACAACCAGCUUUGCUCAGUCAAUGUCUCCUUAUCUGAUCAUUUUUUUAUAAUUGUUCGGUCUGUUUUAAUACAAACUAUUACUUAUUCUCAGUCGUUCAAAGUUUGAAAACAUUGAAUUUAAACAAGGUGUACCCACUUUGUAGUAACAUGUUGGAUCCAUUAUGUAGGGUGAAAAUAUAGAACUGGUUUUCAGGUAUGAAGUGAUCAGGUGAGUGACCUGUUAUGUGAUACCCAGUUGUAAAAAUUUGAAGGUUAUAGAAGGAGAAUAGUACUGUAUACUUCAAGAAGUAUUUGCUGAUGUUAGGAGUGCCAAGGAAGCAAGAUUAUUAGAUCACUGUGAAUGUGCUCAACAAUGUCAGUUAUCGUUAUAUUGUGAUAAUCCUCAAUUUUAUGAUAAUAAAGAUACAUCAUACAUCA